UACAGCAUAUUUCCGAGAAAGAGAAUAUUGGCGGUAAAGUGAUGGCAGCUUCAUUGCCUUCAACGAAUAAAACGGAGAAAAUUGUUGGGCGUAUAUUCCGUGAUAAACAGCAGCAAACAGAAACAACUGCAGAUUCUUCAUCGGCGACAAAUCGUGGGCCUCCUCUUCAUCACUGUGAUAGACAUAUAGAACCAGAUUCGUUGUUAAAUGAUAUAAAAGCUUGUUCGGACUCACAAGUAAAGGCCAUCGAAGAGACUAAUAGAACUAAAGGCCAAAUACUAGCCAACACAUCUCACGAGCUUCGUAACCUGUUGGGAGCAAUUACUGGAUCGCUUUCUGCCUUUGAAGGAACAGAGCUUACAUCUGAACAACAAGAUAUGGUUGAAGUAAUGUCCCGUGCAUCCGAUGUGGUUAUAUCUGUAGUAAAUGAUAUCCUAGAUACAGCAAAACUGGAUGCGCGUAAGCUUACAUUGAUAGACCGCGUCUUUGAUUUAUGGGCGCUUGUAGAGAAGACGGUGACAAUGCUUGGUGAGCGCGCUGGUGCAAAGGAGCUCGAAUUGAUCGUUCUAUACGACCCGGAGACUCUUUCGAGAUAUGUAAAGACGGAUCCAGAGAGGCUGCAACAAGUGAUAAUGAAUCUGUUAUCUAACGCAAUCAAAUUCACAGAUAAUGGCGAAAUUGUAAUAAAAUUAUCGAUAAGAAAUAGCGAAAACAUGGCGGUAGAUGAUAACCCUGACUUGAACAAACUUUUGUGCGUGGAAAUAUCUGAUACUGGUGUUGGCAUUGACCCGGCGUCGAUUAAACAUAUUUGGGAAAACUUUUCGCAAGUAGAUGCUUCGAUGACUCGAGGUCGAGAUGGAACUGGUCUAGGUCUCUCUCUAUGCAAAAGUCUUGUUGAACUAAACGGCGGUAAAAUCGGAGUUGACAGUGAAGUUGAUGAUAGUUCCAAUUUGCAAAGUCAGCCGAAUCGGGCUAGAAAUGUUCUUAUAAUCGAUCCUGUGGAAGCAGCAAGAUCGGCGUACGCGACGUUGAUUAAGAGGAGUGUUGAAAAAGUAUAUACGUAUGCAGAUUAUGCAAGCGCACUAGAAGCGGCCAGAGAGCAUAAGAAGAAGCACGACGAGCGUAUAUGUGAUUUGGCAUUUUUGAGCGUGAGAAAUAGUAACGCUACAGAAGUUGAGAAUGCAGCCAAGGAGCUUAAGCGUGUUUGUGGGAACGGAACAGAUGUUGCGGCUAUCUGCAAGCCAGUGAUGCACAAUUGUAUGAUGGACUACGUUUCUAAUUUCAACAUGUUUUUGGUUAAGCCUGGAGAUGAGGAUAACAAGGAAACGAAAAAUAAUAGUAUAUCGACAUACAGUGGUAUGCCAUCCUCAAAGGAUGAGAGCGAGUCCAAGUCCAAAGCUGUCAGUACGCAGUUUGUUCCAAUGAAGAGAUCUGCUUCUAGUGAAUUGAAGGAUCAAUCUAGUAAUGAAGAAAGAACAAGCAAGUCAAACAGAGUUGGAGGAUUACCCAAAUGUAUUCUCUACGUGGACGACAAUGCGAUCAAUCGAAAAAUCGUCAAAACCCAGCUGGAUAAAUUAGGUUAUAAUUAUUUAGAAGCGGAAAACGGAAAGGAAGCAGUUGAUUUGGUGCAGACGCAGUAUGAGAAUAGCCAAGCGAGUGGCGUGGAUAGUUCUCAGUCGUUGGAGUCCAAACUGGGGAUAUCGUUAAUUUUGAUGGAUUGUGCUAUGCCUGUUAUGUCAGGGUUUGAAGCAACACGAGCAAUCAGGUCAUUAAGUCCGGAGUUUCAGACGCUUCCAAUCAUUGCAUUAACUGCAUGCGCAAUAGCAGGGACGCGCGAACAAUGUCUAGAGGCGGGCAUGAAUGACUAUCUAACUAAACCACUCAAGAUUAAACAAUUGAAGGAGAAGCUGAAUGAGUGGUUGGGUGAGAAUUAA
Messenger RNA from Paraglomus brasilianum, 1934 nucleotides. The record is from the annotation of a GenBank genome assembly. NCBI's taxonomy places the organism in Eukaryota, Fungi, Glomeromycota, Glomeromycetes, Paraglomerales, Paraglomeraceae.